UCUCUUUUUGGUCCGUAUAUUCAAUGCUAUAAAAUCCUGUGCUUUUAAUGUCUGUUUUCAAGUGAUUACUAUUAUUAUUGAAAUAGCUUAAAAGAAAGAAAACAGGGGAGGCUUGGUCACCAUGGAUGUUGUGAAUCAGUUGCAGAGACAGUUCAUUGACUACUCUGCAUCACUACACCGUGAGGGAUUUUUGGAUGAUCAGUUUACUCAGCUCCAAAAACUGCAAGAUGAUAACAGCCCUGAUUUUGUGGUUGAGGUAGCUUCUCUUUUCUUUGAAGAUUGUGAGAAGCUUAUUAACAACAUGGCCAGAGCUUUAGAGCAACAACAAGGGGUUGAUUUCAAGCAAGUGGAUGCUAGUGUCCAUCAGCUAAAGGGUAGUAGUUCCAGCAUAGGUGCAAUGAGGGUUAAAGAUGUAUGCAUCGCUUUCAGAAGCUUUUGUGAAGCCCAAAAUCGAGAAGGGUGUUUGAGAUGCCUGCAACAGGUGACUCAUGAAUACUCCCUACUGAAGAACAAGCUUCAAACCUUAUUCAGGCUGCAGCAACAAAUCCUGGCAGCUGGUGGAUCAAUUCCAGUAGUGGAAUAAAUAACCAUUCAUAUCAUCCUCAUGGUAGAGCAAAGGAAAAGUUGAAACAGCUGAUACUACUUAUUGUUUGAUACCAUUUUCUGAAGAGGUUUUGUAUUUAAUUAAUUGCAGCAUUGUUGCAUGUUACUGAAGGGUUUUGCUUAGAUUUGCAUCUAAAACCUGUAUGAGGAAUAGGGUAAGGCUGUGAAUAAACUGCAAAAAGCAUAUAUACACAUAUGGUAGUUCUGUUUCUAUUUUA
This is a messenger RNA of Gossypium raimondii (Peruvian cotton), 821 nucleotides long. RefSeq names its product histidine-containing phosphotransfer protein 5. Gene Ontology annotation, cellular component: nucleus; cytoplasm. Gene Ontology annotation, biological process: phosphorylation; phosphorelay signal transduction system; cytokinin-activated signaling pathway. The transcript has 6 exons. NCBI's taxonomy places the organism in Eukaryota, Viridiplantae, Streptophyta, Magnoliopsida, Malvales, Malvaceae. The record is from RefSeq and is a predicted model, not a curated record. Bases 122 to 583 code for a protein of 153 amino acids. Gene Ontology annotation, molecular function: histidine phosphotransfer kinase activity; protein histidine kinase binding.